GUGUUGUCGUGUCGCAGGUAAAUGCUGCGCUAGUCGGAGGAGGAACCAUGUCUUCGGUCCAUCGGGGGACCAGCGGGCGGCUCGCUGCGGCGUUUGAGGACGUUUUCACGGCGUUUGAGGACGCGGCGGUCCGGCAGGAGGAGGAGGAGGAGGUUGAGCGUCAGCGCAGACUGCUGGAUGUCACCUGGCAGCCCGAAAUAAAGCUGCACAGAGUCGACCUCCGGCAACAACAUGACCACGAAGCAGAGGAGGUUCUUGAUAACCAGGACCGAAACCCAACAGAACCACAACAGUUUAAAGAGGAACUGGAGGAACCAGAGCCUUCACAGAUUAAAGAGGAGCUGGAGGAACCGGAGCUUCUACAGGUUAAAGUGGAACAGGAGGAACUCUGCAUCGGUGUGGAUGAGGAUGAACAAAAGCCUCCGCGGAUUAAAGAGGAGCAGGAGGAACUCUACCAGGGUCUGGACCAGGAAGAACUAGAGUCUCCACAGAUUAAAGAGGAACAGGAGGAAGCGUACACUGUUCUGGAUCAGGAGGAGCUGAAGUCUGGAGAGAUUAAAGAGGAACAGGACGAUCUCUGGACGAGUCCAAUAGUGCACAUUUCAGAGAGUGAAUGUGACACUGACACAGGUGAAAACUCUGUAAAAUGUGACACUGAUGGAAAACCACUGAAGUCCAAGUCUCAAAUGAAGGAACGUCACGGGACCCACGCAGGUGAGAAACCAUAUUCCUGCAACAAGUGUGGCAGAACUUUCAAUUUUUGUGCUCCCUUCAAAAUCCACAUGAGAAUCCACACAGGCGAGAGGCCGUAUUCCUGCAAAACCUGCGGGAAAGCUUUCACAAGGAGCGACAAGUUGCUGUGCCACAUGAGAACCCACACAGGUGAGAAGCCGUACCUUUGUAACACCUGUGGGAAAAGGUUCACCGACCAGUCAGCAUGUAAGCGGCACACGGCGAUCCACACGGGGGAGAAACCUCACAUCUGUAACAUCUGCGGGCGUAGAUUUGUCGAAAAAUCCGAUUUGAACAUCCACCUGACGACUCACGUAGGUGAGAAGCAGCAUUCUUGCGAAACAUGUGGUAAGAGUUUCAGACAUAUCAACAAGUUGCUGUGCCACAUGAGGAUCCACACGGGCGAGAAGCCGUUCCUCUGCAACACCUGCGGGAAAAGAUUCACCGACCCGUCAGGCUUCAAAAAGCACACGGCGAUCCACACGGGUGAGAAGCUGCACUCGUGCGAAACGUGCGGCAAAAGUUUCCGACACACCUCCACGCUGGUUUGCCACAAGAGAACCCACACAGGUGAGAGGCCUUUCCUCUGCAACACCUGCGGCAACAGAUUUAUCAGCAAUUCCAAUUUGAAAAGUCACAUGAGGACUCACACGGGGGAGAAGCCGUACUCCUGUCAAACGUGUGGCAAAGAUUUCACCCAAAGCACCACGUUGAAGCAGCACAUGAGGAGUCACACGGGUGAGAAUUCAGAGACCUGAAAAAAAAAACUAGAAGGAAAGCCAAAAAAAACACGUAAGAAUGAGUGCAGGUUUAAAGACGAGCUUUCAGAUUUAAAGCACCGUCAGCCUGUGCUUCAGUGACGUGAGUUUAUUGCACGUUUAGACAAUUGCAGAAGCUCAUUGCAUUUUCUUUUUCCUAACAAAAUAAUUUGGGAACUGUGAUGUCAGAAUCCUCACUUGGGUGAACAGUUAUAAACGAACACAAAAACUGUUUGGUUACCACGGAUCCAGUGAGUUGCAUGAGCUCUGUAUUUUUUAUUUAAUUUGGAUAAAUUAAGUACAGCUGGAUGUACUGAUGGUAAAUUAUCGAACUCUGAGGCUGAAGAAACCUCACAGAGCUCAUACUCUGUUUGUUUUUGUCCCCUUUUCUUAUGCGGCUGCUAUUUAGUGCAUGUGGAAGGUCUGUAAACUUCAAAGUCCAAGUCAAAGGGACUGAUUUCCUCUUAUUAGACGAUUUUCUAAUAAUAACAAGAUCUGCACUUAUGAGAACUUUUCUCCUAACGAGGAGACGGUCCGUCCUGUUUCCAUGACAGCUUUCUUUUUCUGUCGUUCUUGUGAUUUCUGGAGCUAAACCUGGGUUUAAAACUUAAGGUUGAUUAAUUAUUUAUAUGUUUAUGAACUAUUAAAAAUGUUUUUUUUAAUAUAUUGACCUGAUUCCAGGCGCCCCGACUGUUCAUUAUGUUACGUGUUGAAUCCUUUUUGGAUUCAAGGACCAAAUCUAUCGACCAAGUCAUCGCUGUACCACUUUUGUUUUAAGGCGGUCCAACCUGCUGCCAGUGCCUCCUUGAUUAUGUGAAGUGCAAUUUGGGAUGAUUUUCACCCACUUUUCCGUUGGUUUCGUCCUCAUCAAAGAGCUUAAAAGACAGAUGUUGUGUUUGUGACAGGACCCCGGUUAUAUCAUAAACUGUACAUUGUGCUGCAAUGCAUACGCAGAAUAAAGUAAUGCAUGACCCCAACACUGGUAACGCGGUGUUUCUAAGCUCCAUAUGUGGUUCCUGUUAGAAAUGUGAAACGUAUGUCGGUACCCUGCGACGAUAAAACACUAAAGACUGACUGACUGAAUGAGUUUCUUUGUUUUUACUGUGAAAGCUGUUUGUUUUUUUCAGGUGUGUCUUUAAGACUCUGGAAGGAAAACCCACUGUCUUCAUAAGCAAUGUACAAUAAAGGUGUUAUGACUGAGC
This is a messenger RNA of Stegastes partitus (bicolor damselfish), 2692 nucleotides long. Its product is annotated as zinc finger protein 664-like. Gene Ontology annotation, biological process: regulation of transcription by RNA polymerase II. The coding region runs from base 48 to 1490 and encodes 480 amino acids. NCBI's taxonomy places the organism in Eukaryota, Metazoa, Chordata, Actinopteri, Pomacentridae. Gene Ontology annotation, cellular component: nucleus. The transcript has 2 exons. The record is from RefSeq and is a predicted model, not a curated record. Gene Ontology annotation, molecular function: DNA-binding transcription factor activity, RNA polymerase II-specific; RNA polymerase II transcription regulatory region sequence-specific DNA binding.